Papaver somniferum (opium poppy) is the source of this 1177-nucleotide messenger RNA. RefSeq names its product E3 ubiquitin-protein ligase RLIM-like. The transcript has 2 exons. Bases 200 to 1093 code for a protein of 297 amino acids. Lineage: Eukaryota; Viridiplantae; Streptophyta; Magnoliopsida; Ranunculales; Papaveraceae. Gene Ontology annotation, molecular function: ubiquitin protein ligase activity. The record is from RefSeq and is a predicted model, not a curated record.
CAGCAGCAAAAAGAAAAAAGAAAAAAUAAAAGAAAAGAAAAAUCAAACGCCAAUUGGCAAAGGUUAGUCCUGCAACUCACUCGGUUGCCUCAGUGACUAGACCUCCAAUUCCCUGUAAUAUAAGGGAUAUUCCGUAAAAUAAUAGCUUGAUUGGGAGCAGAUUGAAAACUAGGUGAUAAACAAGAAGAGAUUAAGAGUCAUGGAGAACAAAGAUGGUCAUGAAGGUGCACAGGCUAAUCAACCUUCUAGUUCGACAUCACGUCGUCGGCAAAGGGAAGAAGAGGAUUCAAACCAGUCAAAUCAACGUCGUUGGACAGAUGAGACAUCAACAACAGAAGACAUCAACAACAGUUCCAACACAAGUUUCAGUCUGGAGGAUGCUGAGAGGUAUGUCGAGGAAGCUCUCCAUAUAGCUGGGCAGAUGGAUAUGAUGCAAAAUCAGAUGGAGGAAGAAGAGAGUUCAGUUUCUAAUGAAGGAUGGAAUUCAAACCAGUCAAAUCAACAUCGGCUAGUAGAUGAGACAUCAGCAACAGAAGACGGAAACAGCAACAGUUCCAGUUCCAGCCCAAGUUUUAGUCAGGAGGAUAUUCAGAGGCUUGCCGAGCAAGCUCUCCAGGCAGUUAGGCAGAUGGAUGCGAUGCAAAAUCAACAAGGGACGAUUACGAUUAUUGCAGUAGGUGUAUUAAAUAUCGACAAUGCAGAUGGAUCAGUUAGAACUAUGCCAUAUACUGUGAGAUCUCCGUUGUCUUUAAAUAUAGAUGGCAUGAGUUAUGAGGAACUAACGGCACUGGAAGAAAGGAUUGGCAUCGUAAAAACAGGAUUAUCAAAAGAUAAUAUCUUAAAGCAGCUGAAAACAAGAGUUCACACCACAUCUGGAGACUCGAUGGGGGAGGAGGAGACUGAGAUUUGCACCGUAUGUCAGGAUAAAUAUGAGAACCAGGAUAAGAUUGCAACUCUUGGUUGCAAACAUGAAUACCACCAAGACUGCAUAACAAAAUGGUUGGUACGGAAGAACCUUUGCCCUAUCUGCAAAGGACAAGCUCUGAAAACCAUGGAAGAAAGCAAAAAAGAAGAAGUAGUGAACGAGUGCUAGAUAAUAUGUUGUUUUUCUCUUCCGCAAUAUUGCAAGUUAAUCUUAAACAAUUAUUGAACUUGUUAAGAAUAUGUUCUGCUAGAG